AUGGCCGAAAAUGAUUACGAUGAUUACGUAAAAAAAAAUAUAGCCGAAAAAAAUGCUAUCGUAAGUACUUUCGAUUUAAAUUUCUAACCUAGCAACCGGUAUAUUUGCAUUUAACUUUUCAGUUUGCCGAGAUUUUCAAUGAUUCAGAAGAGAAAACGAACGAAAUAAAGGAACUUGAGAAAAAAUACAAUGACGCGAAAGAUGCAAAAAAAUCUAGAUCUAGAAUUCGAUCUAUUGACAAGUUUACAAUUAAACGUUCGAAACUUGAUUUUUGUAAGAAGUAUAAUACUAGAAGUAGAUCAAAGAGUAUUUCUGAAAAUAAAGAAGAAGAAAAGGAGAACAAUUUGACUGAACCUGGAAGUAGUAAAUUGUUAGUUUUAUUUCCGUGGACAAAACCAUUCCAACAAUCAAUCGAUUUAAUGAAAAUGAAAGUUUGCGAUGCAGAUGAAGAGCAGCACAACGAUGAUAAUUUGUCUAAAACAAUUAAAAAACGAAUUUACAAUAUGAAUAGAGUUACUUAUAACUUAGAUUACAUACCGUCUGUCGAUGAAAUUACAGAUGAAAUGCUAGAUAAUGUUGCAACUAAAUCUUCUUUGAAACAAUAUUGUAAAGUUAAUGGAUUAUGCUGUCAUCAAUGUAGACAGAAAACAUUAGAUACGAAAACUGUAUGUCGUUCAGGAGAAUGUUUUGGAAUUAGAGGACAAUUUUGUGGACCUUGUUUAAAAGGCAGAUACGGCGAAGACAUUAUUGCUGCAUUAAAAGAUCCUAACUGGGCUUGCCCACCUUGCCGUGGUUUAUGUAAUUGUAGUAUAUGUAGAACGAAAAGUGGUUUAUGUCCAACUGGAAUCUUAGCACCAAUAGUGAAAGAAGAAGGAUACUCCUCGGUUAUGGAUUACCUACAAUUUGCCGAAACAGAUGAUACAUAA
Heterotrigona itama is the source of this 926-nucleotide messenger RNA. NCBI's taxonomy places the organism in Eukaryota, Metazoa, Arthropoda, Insecta, Hymenoptera, Apidae. The record is from the annotation of a GenBank genome assembly.